AUGGGACGUAAACUACCGCCACCACCUCCACCUCCAGGUGGAUUACCAAAAAAUGGAAAUAGCGCGGCAAAGAGAAGACAUCUUGUACCACCGCCACCGCCGCCGCCGCCAACACCACCUGCUUCAUCUAAAGACAAAGUGUUGCCAAAAACGCACAAGACUACAUCGAGGCAAGAUCCGCCACCACCACCACCUCCUCCUGCAAAACCAUCAUCAUCAUCAUCAUCAUCAUCAUCAUCAUCAUCAUCAUCAUCACUACCACCGCCUCCGCCGCCACCAUUAAUAUCUACUACUGCGGAUCUAUCGAGAACAAACACAGCUAUAUCAUCCCACUUGGAACCGACUGAGAAUGAAUUAGGGAAUAAAAAACGGACUUGGGUUCAAAUGCAGAAAAGGAGGAACAGCAAUUCCAUGAAAGAUACUGGAGGAGCACUAAUUGCUGGCCCGAAGCCAGAAAUGCCGCCUCAACAUUUGCGUAAAAUCAUGAUUGAUCAUGCAGAUUUGAGUCUGCGAAAUGUCAAUGCAGACAAACGAUCGCACUUGGGGGCAUUAAAGUACUUACCACAUGCAUUGCUAAAGUUGUUGGAGAACAUGCCCCAACCCUGGGAAGAAUCCAAAGAGGUCAAAGUGUUGUAUCAUCGAACAGGUGCAAUUACAUUUGUGAACGAAAUUCCGAGGGUAAUAGAACCUGUAUACAUUGCUCAAUGGGCAGCCACUUGGAACAUGAUGAGAAGAGAAAAGCGAGAUCGAAAGCACUUCAAACGUAUGAGGUUCCCACCUUUGGACGACGAAGAACCUUUCUUGGACUGGACGCAAAAUUUUGAAGACGUCGAGCCUCCAUCUGCUAUAAAGUCAGGUCAGAUUGAACAGAUGGACGAUUUACAGGAUUGGUUCUAUGACGAAAAACCAUUGGUAGAUGAUACUGACGUGGUAAAUGGCGAUUCAUACCGAUCUUGGAAUCUUGAUGCCACUACUAUGGAUAAAUUGUACAAUAUCUCCAAACCAUUGUUGACAAAUUCUGAUCACCCAUUCGAUACAAAAGAGCUAUUCACGGCGAAAAGUUUAAAUGUGUCCAUACCCGGUGGCCCCAAGUUUGAACCUUUGUUUAGGGAGAGCGUCGUUAAUCCGGAAUAUGAAGAUUUCACCGAGUUCAAUUCUCUUGAUAGAAUAAUAAUCAGAGGUCCUAUUCAAACAGAAUAUAAAGUUGAUUUUCCUUAUUUGUAUAACUCGUUUGUGAAGAAAAUCACACUUGCUCCAAUACGUCCAAACAUGGAUUGUCUGGAAGGCUCGACUCAACAGGAAAGCUCCAAUGGACUAUCAGCAUUUACAUUCAACACCAUAUAUAAUCCCGUGACGAAAAGGAGACUGGAUAAGAAAAUAGUGGAAAAUUUACGUGUGGACGUAAAGCCAUUUUUUCAUGCUUCAUCUCAGACCUCACCUUCGCUAUCAGAGCCACAAAACCUCAAUGCUUCUCUUGAUUUAUUGUCUGCACCAUAUCCUUUCAACAUACGCAGUGGCAGAACCAGGAGAGCAGAAGAUGUUGCCAUAACCAAAGCGUGGUACAAUCACCGAGCUCCAAGAUCCAGUCCGCUUAAAGUGAGAGUUUCUUAUCAAAAAUUGUUGAAAAACCAUGUGCUGAAUGAACUUAAAAGUGCCAAGAAUAAGAAAGUUAGGGCCUCCAAAAAGGUGAAUCUUUUUAAGAGUUUGCGUAAUACGAAAUAUUUCCAAGAAACACGCAUUGACUGGGUCGAAGCUGGUUUGCAAGUUUGUCGCCAAGGAUUUAACAUGUUGAACUUGUUAAUACACAAGCGUGGAUUGACUUAUUUGCAUUUAGACUAUAAUUUCAAUUUGAAACCUACCAAAACCUUGACUACCAAGGAAAGGAAGAAGUCAAGAUUUGGUAACGCAUUCCACUUGAUUAGAGAGUUACUAAGAGCCAUUAAGAUUAUUGUUGACUGUCAUAUACAAUUUCGAUUAGGAAACGUGGACGCAUAUCAGUUGGCUGAUGGAAUCUAUUACGUAUUAAACCAUUUGGGUCAUUUAACUGGAAUCUAUCGAUACAAGUAUAAAGUUAUGCAUCAAAUUCGACAGUGCAAGGAUUUCAAACAUAUCGUCUACCACAGAUUUAACAAGCUAAUUGGAAAGGGACCGGGGUGUGGAUUUUGGCAACCCGCUUGGAAAGUAUGGAUAUUCUUUUUGAGAGGAACAAUUCCUUUGUUAGAGAGAUGGCUUGGGAACUUAAUCGCUAGGCAAUUUGAAGGCAGGAGACAAAAUGAUGUUGCCAAAACAAUUACAAAGCAGCGAGUUGAUUCCUACUACGAUUUGGAGUUGAGGGCACAAGUGAUGCAUGAUAUCUUGGACAUGAUUCCGGAAGGAUUGAAACAGAGUAAAUCGAAAACCAUACUCCAACACUUGAGCGAAGCUUGGCGUUGUUGGAAAGCCAAUAUACCCUGGAAAGUUCCUGGAUUGCCUGAGCCAAUUGAGAAAAUUAUUGAAAGGUAUGUUAAAGCGAAAGCAGAUGGCUGGAUUUCUGUUGCGCAUUACAACCGAGAACGUAUUAGAAAGGGAACACACGUUGAAAAGACCGUUGCCAAGAAGAAUUUGGGCCGAUUGACGAGGUUAUGGAUAAAGAAUGAGCUGGAAAGACAGGCCGAGUUUGGAAAGGAUGGACCUUAUGUCUCUCCCGACGAAGCCAUACACGUUUUUCAAACCACAGUUAGUUGGUUAGAAAGUAGGAAAUUCAGUCCCAUACCAUUCCCACCGAUUUCGUACAAACAUGACACAAAAUUGUUGACUUUGGCUUUGGAAAAUUUGAAAGCAAAUUUCAAUGCCAAUGCCAAGUUGAAUUCGGCACAAAGGGAGGAGCUAGCAUUAAUCGAAGAGGCAUAUGACAACCCCCACGAAUGCUUAGCGCGAGUGAAGAAGCACUUACUCACACAGAGAAUCUUUAAAGAGGUUGGAUUGGAAAUGAUGGACUUUUAUAGUCACUUGGUACCGGCAUACUCUAUCGACCCACUUGAGAAAAUCACUGACGCGUAUUUGGAUCAAUAUUUAUGGUACGAAGCAGAUAAACGAAAGUUAUUUCCAAACUGGGUCAAGCCUGCCGACGAUGAGAUACCCCCAUUGAUGGUUUACAAAUGGUGCCAAGGUAUCAAUAAUUUGCAAAAUGUUUGGAAAACCUCUGAAGGUGAAUGCAAUGUGAUGUUGGAAACAAAAUUGUCUAAAUUUUCCGACAAGAUAGACUUUACCUUGGUGAAUAGGCUUUUGAGAUUGGUUAUGGAUACUAACAUUGCCGACUACAUCACGGCAAAGAAUAACGUUAAUCUCACCUAUAAAGAUAUGAACUAUGUCAAUCAAUAUGGGAUUAUCCGAGGCCUCCAAUUUUCAUCGUUUGUGUAUCAGUUUUACGGAUUAAUUGUGGAUUUACUUAUUCUCGGGUUAGAUAGGGCAACAGAGUUAGCUGGGCCACCGCAGAAUCCAAACAGUUUUCUCCAGUUUAAGGAUAUUACAACUCAAUGUGCGUCUCCCAUCAGGUUGUAUUCGCGUUAUAUGGAUAAGAUUCACAUUUUCUUCCGGUUUGAUAAUGAUGAGGCUGAUGAGUUGGUAGACGACUUUUUGGAGCAAAAUCCGGACCCAAAUUAUUCAAAUGUUGUGGGGUACAACAAUCAUCGCUGUUGGCCAAAAGAUGCGCGAAUGAGGUUGAUAAGACACGAUGUGAAUCUCGGCAAAGCAACGUUUUGGGAAAUCAAAUCACGAAUUCCAAAAUCACUCACCACUAUUGAAUGGGAGGAUACUUUUUGUUCAGUGUACUCUCGCGAUAACCCUAAUUUGUUGUUUGAGAUGUGUGGAUUUGAGGUUCGAAUAUUGCCCAAGAUACGUGCUAAGGAAUCGACAUCAUCGCAAGAAAAUGUCUGGGACUUGGUGGAUCAAACAUCUAAAGAAAGAACUGCAAAAGCGUACUUGCAAGUUUCACAGGAGGCUACCGACAACUUCAACAAUAGGAUCAGACAAAUUUUAAUGUCAUCAGGUUCGACAACAUUUACCAAAGUUGCUGCCAAGUGGAACACGGCCUUGAUUGCGUUGGUUACUUAUUUUAGAGAGGCAGCCAUUGCUACCCCGUCUUUAUUGGAAGUGUUGAUAAAAUGCGAAACAAAGAUACAGAAUCGAGUCAAAAUGGGAUUGAAUUCAAAAAUGCCCACAAGAUUCCCACCAGCUGUGUUUUACACUCCAAAGGAAUUAGGUGGAUUAGGGAUGCUUAGUGCCUCUCAUGUUCUUAUACCCGAGUCAGAUUUAAGGUGGUCAAAGCAAACUGAUACAGGAAUCACUCAUUUUAAGGCUGGUAUGUCUCAUCAAGAGCAAAAGAUGAUACCUACUAUAUUCAGGUAUGUCACAACCUGGGAGAAUGAAUUUUUGGAUUCACAGCGAGUGUGGGCAGAAUAUGCAAUCAAACGAGAAGAGGCACUCCAACAAAACCGCCGGUUGACAUUUGAGGAUAUGGAAGGAAAUUGGGAUAGAGGUAUUCCCAGAAUAAGUACGUUAUUUCAAAAGGAUAGGCAUACUUUGGCAUAUGAUAAAGGUCACCGAGUUCGUAGAGAAUUUAAGCAUUCCAGCACUGGUCGGUUUAACCCAUUUGCUUGGACAAACAGUCACCAUGACGGAAAAUUGUGGAAUCUCAAUGCGUAUAGGACUGAUGUUAUUCAAGCUUUGGGAGGAAUUGAGACCAUUUUGGAGCACACUUUGUUCAAAGGUACUGGGUUUGAUUCCUGGGAAGGUUUGUUUUGGGAAAAAGCAUCCGGGUUUGAGGAUUCAUUGAAGUUCAAGAAAUUGACCAAUGCUCAAAGAUCGGGGUUGAGUCAAAUUCCAAACCGUCGUUUUACACUUUGGUGGUCACCAACUAUCAACAGAGCCAAUGUUUAUGUUGGGUUCUUGGUUCAAUUAGAUUUGACUGGUAUUUUCCUUCAUGGUAAGAUUCCUACUUUGAAAAUUUCAUUGAUUCAAAUAUUCCGCGCCCAUCUUUGGCAGAAGAUACAUGAGAGCGUUGUCCAGGAUUUAUGUCAAGUUCUCGACAAGGAGUUGGAGGUUUUGCAGAUUGACAACGUGGAGAAGCAAGCAAUACACCCGCGGAAGUCAUAUAGGAUGAAUUCAUCAACUGCUGAUAUUGUGCUUACAAGCACUUACAAGUGGAACGUUUCGAAACCGUCACUUCUUAACGACAAGAACGACGAGAUGAUAUUACCUGCCAAGAAGUUUUGGAUCGAUGUCCAGCUUCGAUAUGGUGACUAUGACUCGCAUGAUAUUUCCAGAUAUGCGAGAUCAAAAUACCUUGAUUACACUACGGACGGAACAAGCUCAUACCCUUCGCCUACUGGUAUUAUAAUUGCCAUAGAUUUGGCGUACAAUAUGUAUGACGUUUAUGGUAAUUGGUUUCCCGGAUUGAAACCGUUGAUCCACAAUGCCAUGAGAGAAGUUAUGAAGGCAAACCCGGCAUUGUAUGUGUUGAGAGAAAGGAUUAGAAAGGGUUUACAGUUGUAUCAUGCCCAACCGCAGGAGGCAUUUUUGAACUCUAACAACUAUGCAGAGUUAUUCAACAACGAGACUCAGUUGUUUAUUGACGAUACAAAUGUAUACAGGGUAACAGUUCACAAGACAUUUGAAGGUAACCUUGCAACAAAACCAAUCAAUGGGUGUGUAUUUAUUUUAAACCCAAAGACUGGACAAUUGUAUUUGAGGAUUAUUCACACAUCUGUUUGGGCAGGCCAAAAGCGGUUGAGUCAACUUGCUAAAUGGAAAGCGGCAGAGGAGGUGACUGCUUUGAUCAAAUCACUUCCUAGAGAAGAGCAACCUAAGCAACUUAUCAUUUCAAGAAAAGGAAUGAUGGACCCGCUCGAGGUGCACAUGUUGGAUUUCCCAAACAUUUCAAUCCGCCCUUCAGAGUUGCAUUUGCCAUUUGCUUCAGCGAUGAAAAUCGACAAGUUGUCAGAUAUCGUGUUGAAAGCCAAUGAACCUCAGAUGGUGCUUUUCAAUUUUUAUGACGACUGGCUAACGAGGAUUUCCCCUUAUACUGCUUUUUCUCGAGUGAUUUUGAUAUUGAGGGCAUUGGGAUUCGAUUCCGAAGGUACCAAACAAAUCAUAUGGCCAAACAGUGAUGUGAUAACAGAGAGCCACCAUAUUUGGCCGUCUUUGACUGAUGAACAGUGGAUUGAAGUUGAAAGUAAACUAAGGGAUUUGAUUCUCGAGGAGUAUUCUAAAAAAUACAAUUUGGAUGUGCAAUCGUUGACUCAAUCCGAAAUUAGAGAUUUAAUUUUGGGUCAAGAUGUGAGAAUGUCCAGCAUUAGACGUCAGGAGAUUGCCGAAAUUGAAAAGAGUGGUGGACAGGUUGAAAACAAGGAAAUUACAGCUCAAAAGUCCACGUCAACUAAUAUACACGGAGAACAAAUUGUUACCGUGACUACAACCAAUUAUGAGCAGGCUACUUUCUCAUCAAGAAAUGAAUGGAGAAACCGAGCAUUAGCGGCCAACAACCUACACUUGAGAGCAAAGAAUAUAUAUGUCACCUCGGAGGAGUUUGUUGAAGACGAUUCCUAUACCUACGUCAUGCCGAAGAACAUUUUGCAAAAAUUCAUCCAAGUUUCAGAUUUGCGAAUUCAAGUUGGUGCAUUCUUGUACGGAAAGUCACCCGAGGGCCAUUCAGAAGUGAAAGAAAUCAAAUGCUUAGUGUUUGUACCUCAGUUGGGAAGUACCAAUUCCAUUCAAUUUCCCAAAACUCAACCUGAAUAUGAAGGUUAUUUAAAAGAAGAAGGAUUAGAAUUGUUAGGUUGGAUUCACAGUCAAUCGCAAGACUUUGACUACAUGACUUCUUAUGAUGUCACUACCCAAGCCAGAAUGUUGAAGCAUUACGACCCCAGGUUUAUUGACAUGACCGCUUCGUAUACACCAGGAUCUGUGACACUUUCAGCAUUUGAGUUAUCUGAAAGGGGGUUUGAGUGGGGUAAAUUGAAUAACGAUAUGAUGUCUGAUUCGCCAGAAGGAUAUGAAAAGCUGUUUUCUAAAAAGAGUCAAUUGAUCAUGUCUGAUAAAGUUGUUGGAACAUAUAUGGUUCCGGAAGAUGAAAUUUGGAAUUACUUUUUUAUGGGUGCAAUUUUCAACGCAAAUGAUUUGUUCAACUUAAAAGUCGACGUCCCUUUACCCUUCUAUGAUGCUGUACACCGGCCAAUACAUUUUACAAACUUUGCCCAGUUGGAAGUUGGAAAUGAAGAAGAAGCAAAUCAAGAAGAUGUAUUUAGUUAA
Lodderomyces margitis is the source of this 7287-nucleotide messenger RNA. It is a transcript of the gene PRP8, whose product is annotated as U4/U6-U5 snRNP complex subunit. The record is from RefSeq and is a predicted model, not a curated record. Gene Ontology annotation, biological process: mRNA splicing, via spliceosome; spliceosomal tri-snRNP complex assembly. Bases 1 to 7287 code for a protein of 2428 amino acids. NCBI's taxonomy places the organism in Eukaryota, Fungi, Ascomycota, Pichiomycetes, Serinales, Debaryomycetaceae. Gene Ontology annotation, molecular function: metallopeptidase activity; pre-mRNA intronic binding; U6 snRNA binding. Gene Ontology annotation, cellular component: U5 snRNP; catalytic step 2 spliceosome. The transcript has a single exon.